Drosophila eugracilis is the source of this 971-nucleotide messenger RNA. RefSeq lists its product as uncharacterized. Bases 199 to 771 code for a protein of 190 amino acids. The transcript is spliced from 2 exons. The record is from RefSeq and is a predicted model, not a curated record. NCBI's taxonomy places the organism in Eukaryota, Metazoa, Arthropoda, Insecta, Diptera, Drosophilidae.
UUGACUAGGCUAUCAGGUCGUUUAAUCCUGGUCAAGAAUACAUUUACUUUAUUCCUAUUCUAUUAGAAUAGGAACCAUCGAUUUACAUUUCUAACUUACUAAGUAAAGAAGGCAUCUGAAAGAAGUGUAAAUCGAAGAAUGUAAUUCGACCUGAGGCUGUAACAAAUUUGGAAGUUUAGUAUUUGUGUGUAAUUUUGAAUGCACCUUUUUUCAUUUAUUUCCAUGAACCACCCUUUCGGGCCGAACGGCCCCUACUUUAGUCGAUCCUGUCAGCGGGAUCGUUUCCCUAGUUUGACUGACGAGAUUGGCAUCAAGGCGGAUAGGCUGGUGUCUGCUCUGGGCAGCGCGGCAAUCGCAGAUAUGAACUCUCGCUUAAAGAGAGGUCACCGAAGCACAUACGAGGCGGAAAGGCGAGCGGCCCAAGCGGCUUUGGACGCAAAUGUGCCACCGGCCAGGAUAUAUCUUCGCUCCACGCCGCAAGGAUUUCGUCGGGCAGUUGACAUUUUUAUGCCACGUUUUAGUCGCGACGAGAACAUGUCUUUCUCAGAAGAGGAGGAGCGGUCAGAGGACCACGCCAAAACCCAAUCGAUUGCACAGAAACAGAGGAUCAGACGGGGUUUGGCUGCUCCCCGGCAAACGGAUGAGCCCCCCUACACGGGUAACUGCCACCACUGCCGGGAACUAGGCAGUGAUGACAUGAAAUCCGACGAACGCGGUCGAGGAAUGGCGCGCCGCGUUUUCCAUAAUAUGGAUCUGUUUUACUAUAAGUAACGUCCACUUGAUGCAGCACCUCAUGCAGCUAGGGAUAGACCACGAUUGAAUCAACCAGAUCGAGUUUGGGGUCACCGCGGAGUUGGCUUUUCUUCUGUCUCACACAUUUCAACGGAGGGUUAAACAGCAGCCUUAACAACGGGAUGCUCUGCGAGGGAGCCUAGCUGGUUAAAUAUAAAGAAUAAAAUGGCUUGUACUUU